AUGGGUCGAUCCAGCAAAAGCAAGAAGCUGAUGGCCGGAGUGCUGGACCACCUCCAACGUCCGUCGACGUGGUAUUACCUGACACCGGUGGCCGUGGCGUGCGCACCGGUGCUCAAGACCUACUUUAACCAGAACCUCCGGCGACCCAUGCGGCAGCUCCUCCCGUUCCUCGACCCGUUCGUCACCAUCGACAUCCUCGCGAAGCCAGAGCAGAACUCGAACCCCUACAUGGUGGCCAGGGUGAAGUCGAGCGACGCCUACGCGGAGGUGCUGGCGUACCUGAGCGCGGUGUGCUCGUUGGAGGCGCGAGAGCUCCGUGCCGAGGGCGCCGCCGAGGGCCACGGUUUGGUGCUGAGCCUCCGCGAGGGGCAGGAGGUGGCGGACGAGUUCAAGGGCGUCACCAUGUGGUGGUCGGCGGUGGCGGAAGGAGUAACGGUACAGGGAUCGCCGGGGAGGUGCUGCCGCCUGACGUUCCACGAGCGGCACCGGAGGCUCGUCGUCGAAGAGUACCUGCCGUACGUACGCCGCACCGGACAAGAGGUGACGUUCGGAAAUCGUCCCCGCAGGCUCUACUCCAACAAUAAGGACGUCAGCUACAUUUCCAGCAGGGAAGAGGUGUGGAGGUACAUCGACUUCCAUCACCCAACCACCUUCGACACCCUCGCCAUGGACCCAGCCAAGAAGAAGAAGAUCAUGGAUGAUCUCGACAACUUCCGAAACAACAAGGACUACUACCGUCGUAUCGGCAAGGCGUGGAAGCGUGGCUACCUUCUGUACGGCCCGCCAGGCACCGGCAAAUCGACCAUGAUAGCUGCCAUGGCCAACUACCUCAACUACGACAUCUACGACAUUGAGCUGACCACCCUGCAAACCAACAGCGACCUCCGCAAGCUAUUCAUUGAGACCACGGGGAAGUCCAUCAUCGUCAUCGAGGACAUCGACUGCUCCCUCGAUUUGACUGGCAGCCGCCUAGCCACAAAGCUACCGCAGGCUCAAGGCAACGCGGGCGCCCAACAACGCUACCGCAGUGACAAUGCCAACACGCUGACGCUGUCCGGCCUGCUCAACUUUAUCGAUGGGCUGUGGUCGGCACACAGCGGCGAGCGGAUCAUUGUGUUCACGACUAACUACAUCGACGACCUCGACCCGGCGCUGAUCCGGCGCGGACGGAUGGACAUGCACAUCGAGAUGUCCUACUGCGAGUUUGGUGCGUUCAAGACCCUGGCCAAGAACUACCUUGGAGUGGACGAUCACCGGCUGUUCGACACCAUCGAGGAGCUGCUGAAGGAGGUGGAGAUUACGCCGGCGGAUGUUGCCGAGUGUCUUAUGGCAUCGAACCGCACAGAUCGUGACGCGGAUGCUUGCCUCGAGCGUCUGAUCGAUGAGCUUAACGCGAAGAAGAAGGAUCAAGCCGAGGCAGAGUCGGCUGUUACGCCAAUUGGCAGCGAGGCCACGGCCAACGGAGCAACUAACGAUGAUGGCGGUGAAAGUUCAGAGGAUGAUUCCUAUAUUCUUAGCAAGGUAUUACGUGAGGUGUGUUGA
This is a messenger RNA of Lolium rigidum, 1542 nucleotides long. Its product is annotated as AAA-ATPase At3g28610-like. Bases 1 to 1542 code for a protein of 513 amino acids. Gene Ontology annotation, molecular function: ATP binding; ATP hydrolysis activity. The record is from RefSeq and is a predicted model, not a curated record. The transcript has 2 exons. NCBI's taxonomy places the organism in Eukaryota, Viridiplantae, Streptophyta, Magnoliopsida, Poales, Poaceae.